CAAAGCAGGCAUGCAUCUUCAUCAAGAUUAACCAACAAUUAAUCAUAGCUACUCAUGGAGCUAGCUACUGUGUGUGUGUGCUCGCCCCUUUUCGCUAGCUACACGCCUAUAAAUUAGAGGCGCGUGUGUGUAGUCUUUGCCUCACCGAGUUCGUCGGUCGUCACCUGAUAUUUUUUCCGACGGACACACAAGCAUAUAUACAUACACGCCGACAUAGGGAUGAUGGCUUCCUCUAGUCCUCAGCGUGCAGCCGGCGCCGCCGUCGCCGGCGUGCUGCUGGUGGCGGCUGCCGCCCUGUGCUCGUGCGGCGCCAUGGCGCAGCUGACCGCGGACUACUACGACUGCACAUGCCCUGACGCCUACAACAUCGUGAAGCAGGUCCUGAUCGAGGCGCACAAGUCCGACGUGCGCAUCUACGCCAGCCUCACCCGCCUCCACUUCCACGACUGCUUCGUCCAGGGCUGCGAUGGCUCGGUGCUCCUGGACGCCGUUCCGGGGGUGGCCAACUCCACUGAGAAGCUGGCGCCGGCCAACAACAACUCGGCGCGAGGGUUCCCGGUGGUGGACAAAGUGAAGGCGGCGCUGGAGGACGCCUGCCCCGGCGUCGUCUCCUGCGCCGACAUCCUCGCCCUCGCCGCAGAGAUCUCGGUCGAACUGUCCGGAGGACCAAAGUGGGCAGUGCUUCUUGGGAGGCUAGACAGCAAGAAGGCCGACUUCAAGAGCGCGGAGAACCUGCCGUCGCCGUUCGACAACCUGACGGUGCUGGAGCAGAAGUUCGCGGCCGUGGGCCUCCACACCGUGGACCUGGUGGCCCUCUCGGGAGCUCACACGUUCGGGCGGGUCCAGUGCCAGUUCGUCACGGGGCGGCUGUACAACUUCAGCGGCACGAACCGGCCGGACCCCACGCUCAACUCCGGCUACCGGGCGUUCCUGGCCCAGAGGUGCCCCCAGAACGGCAGCCCCUCGGCCCUCAACGACCUGGACCCCACGACGCCGAACCUGUUCGACAACCACUACUACACCAACCUGGAGGUGAACCGGGGCUUCCUCGGCUCGGACCAGGAGCUCAAGUCGGCGCCGCAGGCGCAGGGCGUCACCGCGCCCGUCGUCGACCAGUUCGCCACCAGCCAGGCCGCCUUCUUCAGCAGCUUCGCGCAGUCCAUGAUCAACAUGGGCAACAUCCAGCCGCUCACCGACCCGGCCAAGGGAGAGGUCCGCUGCGACUGCCGGGUGGCUAAUGAUGAUUAAUCCACGACGACGACGUGUGUAGUUAGAAACGGACGUGAAUGCAUGUGCAUGUGCCCGGCCGGGUCGUUAGUACACCGACAAGCAAGAGUGCACUAGCGCUAUGGAUCGGACUAUAUGGUGCACAACUGCACAUGCAUGCAUAUAAUAUCAGGGCCUCGUCGUUUCGAAUUGUUUGCUGUCGACUUCAAUUAAUAGUUUCUCAUAAAUGUGCAAUAAAGAGGAACCCAAUUUCUCC
Molecule: messenger RNA, 1483 nt
Organism: Zea mays
Lineage: Eukaryota; Viridiplantae; Streptophyta; Magnoliopsida; Poales; Poaceae
Product: peroxidase 54
Exons: 3
Coding region: 220-1248 (342 amino acids)
Biological process (GO): response to oxidative stress; hydrogen peroxide catabolic process
Molecular function (GO): heme binding; peroxidase activity
Source: RefSeq, marked provisional